Messenger RNA from Scomber japonicus (chub mackerel), 1485 nucleotides. RefSeq names its product solute carrier family 2, facilitated glucose transporter member 11-like. The record is from RefSeq and is a predicted model, not a curated record. Gene Ontology annotation, biological process: monosaccharide transmembrane transport. NCBI's taxonomy places the organism in Eukaryota, Metazoa, Chordata, Actinopteri, Scombriformes, Scombridae. Gene Ontology annotation, cellular component: membrane. The transcript is spliced from 12 exons. Gene Ontology annotation, molecular function: hexose transmembrane transporter activity. The coding region runs from base 1 to 1485 and encodes 494 amino acids.
AUGGAAGGUGCACCAAAGAAGCUGCAGUACUGGAGGCUUUAUCUGUUGUCGAUGGUGCUGGGAAUCGGUGGAUCAUUUCAAUAUGGGAUUCAAGUUUCUGCCAUCGCUUCUCCAGCAGUGCACGUUCAAAGUUUUGUGAACUACACAUGGAUAUUGAGGUAUGGAGCUCCAGUGCAGGAGUCCACCAAUCAGCUCAUCUGGUCCUUCAUUGUGGCUGUGUUGAGUCUUGGAGCCUGGAUAGGAGCUAUUCACAGCGGGAGCCUUCCUGUCAAACAUGGCCGGAAAAAAGCUCUCUUGAUCAACAAUGUUGUGGCAAUGGUGGCUGCUGUGCUCAUGCUCUUCAGUCGCAUGGCCAAGUCUUUUGAGAUGAUUUUACUGGGGAGGUUUCUCUAUGGAUAUAAUAUUGGUCUCGGCCUGAGUGUUCACCUCAUGUACCUCGGGGAGAGUUCUCCAAAGAAGCUCAGGGGUUUCAUGACCCUCACCGGUUCAAUCUUCAUCGGUUUCGGGAAAAUUAUGGGACAAAUAAUUGGCAUCAAAGAGAUGAUGGGCACGGAUGAAAUGUGGCCAUAUCUCUUGGCUGUUAGUGGCAUCCCUGCCAUCCUGCAGUUUGUGACAUUGCUUUUCUUUCCUGAGGCCCCUCGGUACCUUUACAUUGACAAAGGAGACAUUGAAGGCAGCAAAAAAGCUUUGCAGUGGCUAUGGCAGGAGGAUGACUUAAAGCUGGAGCUGGAAGACAUGCAGAAAGAAAGAGAGAAUGCACAGGGAGAGAAGGCCAAGACUGUGAAGGAUGUACUCACCUCUCGUUGUGUGAGAUGGCAGCUGCUGACUCUGGCCAUCCCCUGUGCGGGUGUGCAGUUCUGUGGCAUCAAUGCUCUGUAUUUCUACGCUUUUGACAUCUUCAAAGAGUCAGGUGUGCCAGAGAGCCAGAUGCAUUACUUGGCCAUUGGUCUGGGAGCAACAGAGCUCAUCACCAUAUCCCUGUGUUCUUUUCUGAUCGACCGUGCCGGCAGGAAGAGGCUGAUGGGCUAUGGCUAUCUCCUGAUGGGUGUCACCAUGUCUGUGCUCACCGUCACGCUCUCCAUCAAGGAUCUGAAUCCAUCGAUCCCAUACGUGAACAUCGGCCUGAUUUUUUGUGUCAUCUGUAUUUAUGGACUUGGACCUUCUGGAGUGUCUAUGUCUCUUCCUGCUGACCUCUUCCUACAAGCAUGGCGUCCUUCUGCGUAUGUUAUCAGUGGGACUGUCAACUGGCUCGGCAUGUUCUGUGUGGGGAUGUUCUUCAGCUACAUAGUGGAUGGACUCGGGCAGUUCUGCUUCCUGAUUUUCGUGGUUUAUUCCAUUUUCAGUGCAGCAUUUAUGAUUUAUUUUGUACCGGAGACCAAAGGAAAGACAAUGAUGGAGAUUAUGGAGGACUUCAACAAACUGAAUUACAAGAAUAGGGCAGCAGACAUUGAAAAGACUGAUAUUACUCUUGCAACUAAACUUUAA